Chinchilla lanigera (long-tailed chinchilla) is the source of this 2019-nucleotide messenger RNA. RefSeq names its product G protein-coupled receptor 18 (gene Gpr18). The transcript is spliced from 3 exons. Gene Ontology annotation, cellular component: membrane. NCBI's taxonomy places the organism in Eukaryota, Metazoa, Chordata, Mammalia, Rodentia, Chinchillidae. The coding region runs from base 732 to 1739 and encodes 335 amino acids. Gene Ontology annotation, biological process: phospholipase C-activating G protein-coupled receptor signaling pathway; positive regulation of Rho protein signal transduction. Gene Ontology annotation, molecular function: G protein-coupled receptor activity. The record is from RefSeq and is a predicted model, not a curated record.
GGAGCCCCUUUAACCACAUGAGUUGUGCUACUGAGGAUCCCGAGGGUAGAGCGCUCACACAGCCUCAGACAGAGCUGGUCACCAGAAAGACCAAGUCAGUCCCACUCACCAGCCUCCAGGGAAGGGUGGGGAUCUCGAGUGUGAGCGCAAACAGAAACUCUCGCAGACACUCCGAGAGCACAGAGGUUGCGGAACGCAGGAGGCGCUGGGAGCGAGGCCUGCUUGCGAGGGCCUGAAGCCCACGCGCCCCUCUCCCCACCUUGCUCUGUGCAUCUCUUCCUUUUGCCUGUUUCUGAGUUGUACCCUUUUUGACAUCUGGCAAAUGUAAGUAAAGUACACUGGUGAGCUCUGCGAGCCAUUCUAACAAAUUUCAGACUGGGAGGUGGAUUGGGGCAACGCCCAAUUUACAGCCAAUCAGAAACACAGGAGGCCCAGGGCUUGUGCCGGUACCUGAGGAGGCCGCAGUCUCACGGGACUGAGGGCUUCUGACUUUGUGAUAUCCGACACUGACUCCAGGUACACAGUGUCAGAACUCCACUGAAUUGGUAGGCCUGGACAAGAGGGGAACGGGCGAACUGGAGAACUGGAUGUUGGUGUUGAGAAAACACCUCUCGCUGCCUCACCUCAUCUGGCAGAAGCCUGCUGCCUAGAAAUGAACUGGGUAUACCAGAAAAUGCUCGCUUCUGACCGGUAGAAGUUUCUAAGUAUCAUGCCUAUCAACAAGCUAUAAGAUGACUAUCCCAAGCAACCAAGACCAACCUGCCCCUUCCAACAGCUCACACCCAGAUGAAUACAAAAUCGCGGCCCUUGUGUUCUACAGCUGUAUCUUCAUCAUCGGAUUAUUUGUUAAUGUCACUGCAUUAUGGGUUUUCAGCUGUACCACCAAGAAGAGAACCACUGUAACCAUCUAUAUGAUGAAUGUGGCACUACUGGACUUAAUAUUCAUAAUGACUCUGCCCUUUAGAAUGUUUUACUACACAAAAGGUGAAUGGCCAUUCGGAGAAUACUUCUGCCACAUUCUUGGGGCGCUUGUCGUGUUUUACCCAAGCAUCGCUCUAUGGCUUUUUGCUUUUAUUAGUGCUGACAGAUACAUGGCAAUCGUGCAGCCGAAGUAUGCCAAAGAACUUAAAAACACGUGGAAAGCUGUGUUCGCGUGCAUAGGGGUCUGGAUAAUGACCCUGACAACCACUGUCCCUCUGCUACUGCUCCAUGAAGACCCGGACAGAGCCUCCUCCCCAGCUACCUGCCUGAAGAUCUCCGACAUCAUCCAUUUAAAAGCCGUCAAUGUGCUGAACUUCACUAGACUGAUAUUUUUUUUCUUGAUCCCCCUGUUCAUCAUGAUUGGAUGCUACUUGGUCAUUAUUCACAGUCUCCUCCGUGGCAGGACCUCUAAGCUGAAACCCAAGGUCAAGGAGAAGUCCAUCAGGAUCAUCAUCACACUCCUGCUGCAGGUGCUCAUCUGCUUCACGCCUUUCCACAUCUGUUUCGCCUUCCUGAUGCUCGACGGGGAAGACAACAGCUACAACCCUUGGGGAGCCUUCACCACCUUCCUCAUGAACCUCAGCACCUGUCUCGAUGUAAUUCUCUACUACAUUGUCUCCAAACAGUUUCAGGCUCGAGUCAUUAGUGUCAUGCUAUACCGUAAUUACCUCCGCAGUGUGCGCAGAAAAAGCUUCCGAUCCAGUUUCCGAUCUGGUAGUUUACGGUCACUGAGCAACAUCAAUAGUGAAAUGUUAUGAAGACAAGAAAGGUGUUUCCCUUGCACCUCUUUAAAUUCUUUUCUCCAACUAUUCUAGGGUUAGUGGAGAUUCUGCAUGAUAGUAGCAAGUUUAUCUAAAUAAACUUUUAAAAUAAACUAAAUAAGCUUUUAAAAAUUCACCUUUUAAAAAAAAACUUCUUUUCAAACUUUAAAAACUGUUCUUAUUGUGGCAACAGGAUUCAAUAUCCUGAUUUUUAUUAUUUUCAUUUUUUUUGUUGUUUUGUUUUGUUUUUCCGGGUACCGGGAAUUGAACUAGCGAC